GAGGAGCGGCGGCUGGACUGGCGGGCGGCCGCCUCGCAGGUGCACCUCGGGCUUUGUAGGUGCGAGCGUCUUUGUGCCGCGGACAAAUGGGGAGAGGACGAGGAGGUGGGCACUCAAGCGACGUAAGAUCCACAUCAGCUCAACUGCACUCGCCUCACAGAGGCCGCCCGCUCACUUUCCGCGGAGGCGCUCCCCGGCGCCGCGCUCCGCGGCAGCCGCCUGCCCCCGGCGCUGCCCCCGCCCGCCGUGCCGCCGCCACGCACGCCGCGCCCCGCAGCGCCAAGCUUCCUCCUCUCCGGGGUGGCUUUGGGCCCGCGCGGGCGCUCGGGUGACUGCAGCUGCUUCGGCUCCCCUCCCCCCGCCCCGCGCCGCGCGGUUGCCCGUCGCUUCGCACUGGGCUGGAUGGUUGCAUCGGGCAGGGUUGCUCCAGGAUGUUAGGGACUGUGAAGAUGGAAGGGCAUGAGAGCAGCGACUGGAACAGCUAUUACGCGGACACACAGGAGGGAAAUGAAUGAUGGUAGGGGGUACAUGGCCCUGGAUGAUUUGCUGUAUUUUAAGAAGAGUUUCAUUAACAGCCAUCUAGCACAAUCAAGACUGUUGUGUAGUCAAGCGGAGCCUGCUAGCCUUGGGUGAGGCCUACUCCUCCGUCCCAGUCAGCAACAUGAACUCAGGCCUAGGUUCCAUGAACUCCAUGAACACCUACAUGACCAUGAACACCAUGACCACGAGCGGCAACAUGACCCCGGCUUCCUUCAAUAUGUCCUACGCUAACCCGGGCCUCGGAGCCGGUCUGAGUCCCGGCGCUGUGACCGGCAUGCCAGGGGGCUCAGCGGGCGCCAUGAACAGCAUGACGGCAGCAGGAGUGACUGCCAUGGGGACGGCGCUGAGUCCAGGUGGCAUGAGCGCCAUGGGCGCGCAGCCGGCGGCCUCCAUGAAUGGCCUGGGCCCCUAUGCGGCCGCCAUGAACCCGUGCAUGAGCCCCAUGGCGUACGCUCCGUCCAACCUGGGCCGCAGCCGCGCGGGCGGAGGCGGCGACGCCAAGACGUUCAAGCGCAGCUACCCACACGCCAAGCCGCCCUACUCCUACAUCUCGCUCAUCACGAUGGCUAUCCAGCAGGCGCCCAGCAAGAUGCUCACGCUGAGCGAGAUCUACCAGUGGAUCAUGGACCUCUUCCCCUAUUACCGGCAGAACCAGCAGCGCUGGCAGAACUCCAUCCGCCACUCUCUCUCUUUCAACGACUGCUUCGUCAAAGUGGCACGAUCCCCGGACAAGCCAGGCAAGGGCUCUUACUGGACGCUGCAUCCGGACUCCGGCAACAUGUUCGAGAACGGCUGCUACCUGCGCCGUCAGAAGCGCUUCAAGUGCGAAAAGCAGCCAGGGGCCGGGGGAGGGAGUGGGGCCAGCGGCUCCAAGAGCGGCCCUGAAAGCCGCAAGGACCCCUCUGGCGCGGGUAACCCCAGCGCCGACUCGCCUCUUCAUCGGGGUGUGCACGGGAAGGCCGGCCAGCUAGAGGGCGCGCCGGCCCCUGGGCCCGCCGCCAGCCCCCAGACUCUGGACCACAGCGGGGCGACGGCGACAGGGGGCGCCUCGGAGUUGAAGACUCCAGCCUCCUCGUCGGCUCCCCCCAUAAGCUCCGGGCCUGGGGCCCUGGCAUCUGUGCCCCCCUCUCAUCCAGCGCAUGGCCUAGCACCCCACGAGUCUCAGAUGCACCUGAAAGGGGAUCCCCACUACUCCUUCAAUCACCCCUUCUCCAUCAACAACCUCAUGUCCUCCUCCGAGCAGCAGCACAAGCUGGACUUCAAGGCAUAUGAGCAGGCACUGCAGUACUCACCCUACGGCGCCACCUUGCCCGCCAGCCUGCCCCUUGGCAGCGCCUCUGUGGCCACGAGGAGCCCCAUCGAGCCCUCAGCCCUGGAGCCGGCCUACUACCAAGGUGUGUAUUCCAGACCCGUCCUAAACACUUCCUAGCUUCCGGGACUGGGGGUUUGUCUGCAUGGCCAUGCUGGUAGCAGUGAGAGAAAAAAACAAAAAACAACAGCAAACAAAACCACACACACCAACAACAGCAUAAUAAAAUCCCAACUAUUUUAAUUUUUCGUGCACAAUUUUCCCCCAGUGGAAAGGACUGUUACUUUAUUAUUGUAUUCAAAACUCGUUGUGUAUAUUAUUACCAACCCCGCACCAACAAAAAUUUUUCCUGCGAAGUUUAAUGAUCCACAAGUGUACAUAUAAAAUUUUCCUUCUUCCUUGCCCUCUUCCCUUUCUUCCGUCUUUCCCUUCCAGACACAUUCUAGUCUGUGCAGGGUAUAUUUAAACAAAAAGAAAGAAAAAUGGUCAAGUUUGUAAAAUAUUUGUUUGUGCUUUUUCUCCCCUCCUUAUCUGACCCCAACGCACGAGUUUACAGGUCCAUGGCAAUACUCUUAACCAUAAGAAUUGAAAUGGUGAAGAAACAAGUAGACACCAGGGGCUCUAGAAAGUAUUGAAAGACUACCGCAGUUAUGCAACAAAACAUAAACAGAAUAUAAACAUCAGAGCCAUUUGUUUUUCAGCUUACAUUUCUGAUCCAGAAAGCAGUGGACUUUAAAUGAAAUAUAUAUAUAUAUACUGUCUAUGGACUUAAUUAUGCUCAGAUAUGUAGACAUUCUCCAUAUAUUUACAUAACAUAUAGAGGUUAAUAGGUAGGUAAUAUACAUUCUACAUUGUUAAGGGUUGCCUGACCAAGAAGUUAUAAGGACCCUACCCCUCUUGUUCUCUCCCCAUAUCUGGGGCCUAGGAAUCAAUUCCUCAGGAAUUGCCCUUGUCAAGAACUCUGCUCCUUGAUUUGCAGAGUGCCAUGGUCAUGUCAUUCUGAGGUCACAUAAUGUAUAAAAUUAUCUUAUGUGUAUGUACACCAUUUAAAGGAUAUUUUUCCCACAAAAACAGAAUAUCACAAUGUUGGAAAAGAGAGAAGUUAAUAGGGAGCUGUAUUUCAAAAAUUGGUCCAAGACUCCAAAAUCGUAUUGAUUGUGGCCAUUUUAAUUAUUGCCAUCGUGUGCUUGUUUCAUCCAGUGUUAAUGCACUUUCCACAGUUGGAUAUGGUGUUAGUAUAGCCAGACGGGUUUCAUUAUUAUUCCUUUUUGCCUUCUCAAUGUUAAUUUAUUGCAUGGUUUAUUCUUUUCUUUACAGCCGAAAUUGCUUUAAAUGAUGGUUAAAAUUACAAUUAAAAUGUUAAUUUUUAUCAAUGUGAUUGUAAUUAAAAUAUUUUGAUUUAAAUAACAAAAAUAAUACCAGAUUUUAAGCCGUGGAAUAUGUUCUUGAUCAUUUGCAGUUAAGGACUUUAAAUAAAUCAAAUGUUAACAACAAAAAAAAGGAUUUCUCUCAUUUUCCUUCACUUGACUAAAUCCACAGCAGAUCUUCUGAAUAUAAUACUUUUCAAACUUUGAAACAAUAUGAAUGACAAACAGGAAAAUUAUGUAAAACAAAAAUUGUUUCAUCUACGAUUUAAAUGAACGUGCGGUCAUUAAAAGGCAGUGAAAGAAAUUAAAGUGGGCAGGCAGACUGAUUUAAAUAGUCCAAAAUUUCAGAUUUUUAAAAUUCUUUAUUCCCAUUAAGGUUUACUCCAAUUUUCUUGCACGGCCUUUUUUUGUGUGUUUUAUUUCAGUUUUUCCACUGUGAAAUAAAAUAUUGCUAAUUUUCCAACUUCCCCAAUGUAUACUUUUCCCCUUAUCAGAGAAUAUUCAAGUGAGAA
Molecule: messenger RNA, 3728 nt
Organism: Marmota monax (woodchuck)
Lineage: Eukaryota; Metazoa; Chordata; Mammalia; Rodentia; Sciuridae
Gene: Foxa1
Product: forkhead box A1
Exons: 3
Coding region: 662-1969 (435 amino acids)
Biological process (GO): cell differentiation; anatomical structure morphogenesis; regulation of transcription by RNA polymerase II
Molecular function (GO): transcription factor binding; RNA polymerase II cis-regulatory region sequence-specific DNA binding; protein domain specific binding
Source: RefSeq, a predicted model, not a curated record